Messenger RNA from Suillus plorans, 906 nucleotides. RefSeq lists its product as uncharacterized. The record is from RefSeq and is a predicted model, not a curated record. Bases 1 to 906 code for a protein of 301 amino acids. Lineage: Eukaryota; Fungi; Basidiomycota; Agaricomycetes; Boletales; Suillaceae. The transcript is spliced from 6 exons.
AUGGCGAAAAACCAGCGACAGAUUCAUCGUCUGCUGAGGAAGUCGAUUAUUGGGCAACUUCCUGACACCCAAUUUUACCUGUUUUCCAAUCAAUCAAAGCGCAAGGGCAACAUUACCAAGCUCAAAACAUUGUUCGCCGAACAUGAAGUCCUCGCCGUGGGUUCAGAGUAUUUCAGCAACUUAUUUGCUGCUAAACAAACACUCGAUGAUCCUGCUAUUGUCAGAUUCCAAGGCGGCCGUCACAUGUGUGAGGAAGGGAUUUCUAUUGACGAAUAUGGCUAUGCCUCUGAUAGUGACCUUGGUGAAGAAGAUGAGGAAGUUGAUGAAACUGUUCAAAAUGAUCCAGAUGAGAAGUGUGGAAAUGUCUCUACGGAACGAAUGGCUCAUACGACUGACGAGAAUCUAGUCACAAAGGAGCCACAAUGCACCAUUCCAAGCCGUGUAUUAGUAACAGAUACUGCAUUCAAAACGUGGCUGGCUUUGUUGUACUAUAUGUACACCAACGAGAUUGCUUUUGCACCUUUGCGAUCGCAGGGAAGUAGCACAGCAAGGUAUUGCAGCCUCAAUGAAGCCCCACUAUGUUCACCAAAGUCUAUGUAUCGCCUAGCGUGCAAGAUAAAGCAUGAUAGGUUACAGGCCAAAGCGCUUGCUGCUAUACGAUCUAGUCUGACCGAGUACAAUAUCCUACGUGAAUUCUCUUCAUCUCUGACAUCCAGAUUUCCUCCCAUUUUUGAGAUGGAAGUUGAGACCGUGUUUCAGCUUAUUUCCACUCCUACUAGGCGGCCUAUCAUAAGAGACUUUCCGACACUUAUCCCAAGGAUUGUUGGCGCUGAUCUCCCAUACGGGGCUGGUAUCCCUCUUGAUACUAAUAUUCAUCCCGACGAAACUCCAGGUAUGAAUGAAUAG